CUUCUAGAAAACCUUUAGAAAAGGAUAAAAUAAUGGAAAUGAAUAGAAGGACUUAAAUAUUAGAAUUUUCGGUUUCUUUUUAUUCCGUGAAACUGAGGAAGUGUAUUAUAUUGUUAAAUACUGAAAUCAGUUUCCUUCGUGGAUUUUAUUUUUCUUCUCUGACACGGAACUGUUUAUACAAAGAUUAUCUCUCUUUACGGUGUUUGGUGUUUGAGGAACUUCAGUUUUGGCUUGGCUGGUGCAGCAUGUAUAAAGACGGUGAACCUUUUUACGCAUCUUGACAAUUUCAGAGCUGUCGGGACACCCAUAAACCCACGGAGCUACCAUGUUUGAAUUAUUUUUACACUUGCGUAUUUUGCAAGUUUUCUUCCCUAGCUUUUACCGUCUAAAAACGUUGUGUUUUCUUUCGACGCGCUCGUGUCCUUGCGCAUCUCCAAGCGCGUAAUCUGCAAGUGCGCUCUGUCUCUCUCUUUUCUUUUUUUUUUCUCUUUUUUAUUUUUUAUUUUUUAUUUUUUUGGACUUGAAUCGGAGAAGAUAAAGCACAGAGCCUUUUUGUGUAGUUUUGGUGACUUAUCAUCGUAUUUAAAAGCUGUUUGACUUAUGCUGUGGUUUUCCAAAGGAAGUACAUGAAGGAUGUCCUUUUUUGAUGUAAAGACUCAUAGCCAUUUUACUUUAAAUGAUUUUCUAAAAGAAAGAAUGUUUUUGAAAGGAUUACGCUAGAAUUAAGUUUACAUCAAAGACUGCUUUGCACUUCUCUGUCAAGUCUGGAACUUAAAUAUGGCCGUGACACCACCUUCAGAUGUGCCGUGUACGUUGGGAGCGGGAAAAAAUCUUAGUUCUGAGGUUAAAGCAUUCAGUUCCAUUUCUCCUUAUUCCCUCGAAGCCACAGCUGUGUUUGCCACCGCAAUGACGCUCAUCAUGCUCUUCACCAUCUUUGGGAACAUCAUGGUGAUCAUCGCUGUCUUGACGUGCCGCUCUUUGCGAGGACCUCAGAACCUGUUCCUGGUGUCGCUGGCUGCGGCGGACAUCCUGGUGGCCACAUUGAUCAUCCCGUUCUCUUUGGCCAAUGAGCUGAUGGGCUACUGGUACUUUGAGUGGUUUUGGUGUGAAAUCAUCUUGGCGCUAGAUGUACUGUUCUGCACAUCUUCCAUCAUACACCUGUGCGCCAUCAGCUUGGACCGCUACCUGUCCAUCUCCCGGCCAGUGCAGUAUGCAACCCAGCGCACCCCUCGAAAGAUCAAGGGGGCCAUAUUGGUGGUGUGGCUCAUCUCCGCCGUCAUCUCCUUUCCGCCACUGGUGUCCAUGAAUAAGACUCAUAAGGAUAGAGGCUGCCCAGAGUGCAAACUCAACAAUGACGCCUGGUACAUCCUGUACUCCUCCAUCGGGUCGUUCUUCGCUCCGUGCCUCAUCAUGAUCCUGGUGUACGUUCGCAUCUAUCAGAUUGCGAAGAAGCACACCAGAUGUCCUCCGGGAGAGCCGAGGAAGGAUGGCGCAGGUGGCGUCCCGCAGGGACGGGAGCUGCAGAACGGGAAAAACCAGGGAGAUGUUGACACUCCGAAUGUUCCCAAUCCAGCUUCAUCCAGAUCUGAUGGCAUAAACCAGCCACAACCACCAGUAGAAAGUCGGCAGCAGAUGAAACGCUCAAGGAGGUGCAAGGACGAUAAUGAGGACAGUUCGAGCUCUGGCUCCGAUGUCGAGAUAGCUGGGGGACAUAAUGCCAACGGGACAACCUCCAAUGUAGGGGCGCUGGCACCUGGCCAUCACACUGCCUCACCAACACAAACCUACCAAAAUGUUAUCUUAACAUCAAAGGGCAGCCAGCUGGACUCUUCCAAAAUGAAACCAGCAGGAACACCGAACACCAGAAGGAAAGCUAUGAUUGUUCGCGAGAAGCGUUUCACCUUCGUCCUGGCGGUCGUUAUUGGGGUUUUUGUCGUCUGCUGGUUCCCGUUCUUCUUCACCUACAGCCUGCAGGCCAUUUGUCCAGACGCUUGUAAGGUACCAGAGGCACUUUUUAAGUUCUUCUUCUGGAUUGGCUACUGCAACAGCGCCCUGAAUCCACUCAUCUACACCAUCUUUAAUAGAGACUUUCGUAAAGCCUUCAAAAAGAUCCUGUGUAAAAGGUGUAAAGACUGUUCUUUUUGAAGGCAGGCAACCCUGAAACUGUUUUAUACUGUAAAAUGUCAUUUGUUCCUUCUAAAGGUGAAGCUCACAAAAAUAUUUCACAACAAUGGCAAAUAAAGGCCUUUCAGCUCAGAUUCUUAUUAAUGUGUUUUUUGCAGGUUUUCAUUUUGAGACUUGUUAAUGAUAUUGGUAACAUACAAGGGUUUUAUUAUACAGUAUCUUAUUUAAAAAUGAAUUUCAUUUUGUGUGAUUUCUUCCUAUUAAUCUCAGUACUUUAAGUAUUUUUUUAAUAUAUAAAUGAAAAAAUUUGGAAUUGUUCUUACUCAGUUUCAUUGAAAUAAUACAAUCUCUGUGAGAUCUUUGCUACUGCCAACAGCAAAGAACAUUUGAUAGUUUGUUUUCCUUGCCAAAGAAAUUAGCCAAUUGCAGAUAAUUUUUCAUUUCAUCACUUUGCAUGUUCAGUAUUGCCUUUGCAAGAGCAUGUUUACUUUAUUCUUGUUCUUUAAUUGUCCUGUGAAAAAUACAUUGCAAGACCAUAAGAUACAGAAGAAAACAAAAUAUUUAAGCAAAAUAGAACUUAUUUCUAGUGAUUUUGGGGUGAGAAAUGACCUGGCCGUUUGACUGAAUCCUGAAAGUCAUGUGAUAUGUUUUUGAGAAUUACUCACUGGCUCUCUCUGUAUCCAUUUUCUUAAGCAUUAGAUAACUGUUAUGUCAUCAGCAGUUCCCUAACCUGAACUGAGCGUAUAUAUCGGCGCACAUUCCGUUCAUUUUUUGGUUUCAUCAGCUGAGGUGCCACAUCAAACAUGAGGAACUCUCACAAGAAUGUGCUGGUGUCUCUCCAGAGAAGCUCUGGCCUCCAGGAUGUUGCUUGUGACCUUUCCAGUGUACUUUCAAAGACAAUGCGGCUCUUUCUCAGAGACACCUCUGGCUUGGCUGCAUCGUGAGAUCAUAGAGCUGGAUAUGAGAAGAUUUCAGAGAGCUUCACCUCUCUGGGAAAGUGCCAGAGCUCUUAAAAGCCCAAGAGAGGAUUUACUCUCUGGGUCGAGAGAAAAUAAAGCAAAUGCAUUGGUGACUUCACCUAGUUUUAAAACUAAAUCCAAACACCCUCUGUUUAUAUUAAAAGCAUGGUUUUCACUGACAUUUUUUGCUGGUUUUCAGAUUUUAACCAAUUGAUUGAAAUGGAUUUCCUGGAUAGAGUCUGUUCGGUUUGUUAUUUGAUGGGUUCUGAUUGAAAGUAACGGCCAUUGUGUCUGCAGGCUGAUGCUUUGGGUUAUUAGAACAUCUCCCAGUGUUUUUUGUCUAAAGAAGAGAGCGGCAAUUAUGUAAAUUAAUUGUGCGUUUAUUAAUGCCUCUUGAUAAGACUUUUAUGCUGUCAUAAAAAGGUUUGUGCAUUAUAAUUUAGCUUCUAAAUGAUAUCGGUGACUGUGUGAGUGCAGAUAAGUGAAGCUAGGCAUGUACCAGCAUGUCUUUGACAAUAAAACUGCUUCUUCAAAUUUGGUUCCAUUAAGCGUCCUGCUGAAACAAGCUGCUGUUG
This is a messenger RNA of Labeo rohita (rohu), 3658 nucleotides long. RefSeq names its product alpha-2B adrenergic receptor. The transcript has 2 exons. Gene Ontology annotation, biological process: regulation of vasoconstriction; regulation of smooth muscle contraction; adenylate cyclase-activating adrenergic receptor signaling pathway. Gene Ontology annotation, molecular function: alpha2-adrenergic receptor activity. The record is from RefSeq and is a predicted model, not a curated record. Gene Ontology annotation, cellular component: membrane. Bases 778 to 2145 code for a protein of 455 amino acids. NCBI's taxonomy places the organism in Eukaryota, Metazoa, Chordata, Actinopteri, Cypriniformes, Cyprinidae.